CUCAUUUCAUCAAUGCAUGACCAGCCAUUAAAGACCUGCAACAAUCUCAUAUUUCUGUGCGAAGACUUCCAUUAAAGGUCAACCCUAAACAAACAAAAUCAAAUUCGUUACCUUUUUUCAUAUAAUAAUGUGUAUUAUUAUGUAUCAAUUUAUCAUUUCUGGUUGCAGUUUGAUUUGAUUGAUCAAUUUCUGUUUCAAAUUAGUGUUUUGUUUAGGGUUUAUUGAUAUUAUUUUGUGUAAAUUAUGGGUGGAGAUGGUUUUCGUCUCAGAGGCAUUUCAUCAAACACCUUGUCUGCAUUAACUGUGAAUGAUGGGCAUACUGUAAACACGAAACUGGUUGAAGAAGAUGAUGUUGUGCAGCAGAUUGAAGAUCAGGAACAAGAGAUUAUGCAGCUGAGAAGACAUCUGGCUGAGUUUGAGGUCAAGGAAGCGCGUAUUGAAAGCGAGAAGAGUGUUCUUGAGAAACGAAUUGGUUCGAUGUAUAAAGGGUUUGAGCAGCAACAACAGGAGUUUGAUGAAGCUAGAUUGAAAGCUAUGGAUUAUAGACAAGAGAUAAUUGAAGAGAAUGUACGGCUUGAGUACGCGCUGCAAGUAGCUCGAGACGAAGAUUCAGUGUUUGUAAAGUCUUUGGUACCUCUUCUUGCUGAACAAUCGCUUUAUCCUGCAAGUCUUGAUGCAUAUACCAUUGUUAGUAAUUUGAGGGUUUUGUUUAAGCAUCAGAAGGAAAGACUCGCUAUAGCCGAAGAACGGCUAAAAGAUUCGCAAUAUCAACCUUUGGUUUUGCAUUCGCGUACGAAAGAGGUGGCUUUAAACGAUCCUGCGCGUUCCGAAUGGGCCCACUCAAGCUUUUCACAAGCACCAGAGCCAGUUCAUAUGGAGAGACCAGGAGACGAUGUGGUAAAUACUCCGUAUUUACCAUCGAUUCUUGAAGAAGAACACGAACAAGAACCGUCUUCUUCGUCGCACCAAGAAGCGGAUGAUUCAGAAGAAGAUGACUAUGAUGAUGUGGAUUAUACGAAUAAACCACUUCCGACAAUCGCGGAUUUGCAGAUAAUCGGUGACCCUUUUCCAGGUAACGAAAUUCAAGCAAGUGGGUACCCAAGAAACGGAACGAAGACUUGUAGGUUUGAGUGGGUUCGCCUUAUGCAAGACGGGUCAAUGAAAUACAUAGAAGGCGCAAAACAGCCCACGUAUAUCGUUACAGCAGAUGAUUUAGAUAAUUCUCUUGCUGUAAUCGUUCAGCCACUUGACGACAGACAACGAGAGGGUGAACUUGUAAAAUGUUUCGCAAAUGACAACAACAAGAUCACCUGUCAUCCUGAUAUGCUUCGUGAAAUCGAAAGAUCGGUAAGUGUAGGUCAUGUGAGUGUUAACGUGUUUGUUUUGAGACGGUCUCCUGACGCUUGGGAACCGGCAAUAUUGGAAAUCAAGAAAAGUGGUUACAGCAUUAAGCUUAAUGGAUCCAAUAAUGGUGUUGUGGUAGCUGAUAAGUAUACACCAACAACCGUUAUUAAUCUACCGGCAGAAGAACCGUUACAGUUCUCUAUAGUUGGACCCCAUGGCGUUGAGCAAUAUUUAUGUGCGGAUUAUAAUGCAUCUGGCAUUAGCUGCUCAAGAGAUGCAAUUGUACUAACGAUGAGAUCGUUUGUCAAACGAGCUGUUGAUAAAAAGUUAGGGAAGAAGAAGAGAAGAGGUCUGUUUUUCUAAGUAAGUUUCAUGUUGUAUAUUAGCACAUAGUUUUUGUAGUAAUUAUUCGAUCGUUUUUGCUUACAUUGGUUGAUAAUGAAAUCGUAUAUUGUCAUGAA
Molecule: messenger RNA, 1805 nt
Organism: Helianthus annuus (common sunflower)
Lineage: Eukaryota; Viridiplantae; Streptophyta; Magnoliopsida; Asterales; Asteraceae
Exons: 1
Coding region: 244-1707 (487 amino acids)
Cellular component (GO): plasma membrane
Source: RefSeq, a predicted model, not a curated record